Ruditapes philippinarum (Manila clam) is the source of this 3885-nucleotide messenger RNA. RefSeq lists its product as uncharacterized. The transcript has 14 exons. Gene Ontology annotation, biological process: regulation of apoptotic process. Lineage: Eukaryota; Metazoa; Mollusca; Bivalvia; Venerida; Veneridae. Bases 119 to 2269 code for a protein of 716 amino acids. Gene Ontology annotation, molecular function: protease binding; death domain binding. The record is from RefSeq and is a predicted model, not a curated record.
GAAAUCAUAAUUUAUUUUAUGAUACAUAAUUAUAAACUCAUCUUGGAUAGUUACAUUUCCUUCCUUAGUUUUUUUACGUAGCUUUUGGAUAAAAUGUAUCAGAAGAAAGGUAUGAAGGAUGUAUGAAAUAUCUCUAAAUGCUGCGAUGGGAAGUUACUGUUGUACGUGCCGAAGGGAAAAGGUAAUUUCUGCAGAAAACAGAGAAGGAAUUGUGAGGAAUGGGGUCCCCAUAUUUGUCGUUGGCGAAAACAAAACCAAUACGAAAGACAAGUUAUGUCAGGACAGAAAAUACACCUUUAAUGCUGGAAAUGGUGUUUUAAAAGAAGAGGUAGAUGUCACAAGAACAAACAAGAGUUUAUCAACUCAUUUUGAAAUUGUUACUAGCAAACAACCAAAAGUUAAAACACAAAAGCAAAACAGCAAAAGUUCAUUGCCAACUCAGCCUACAAGAACACAGUCGGGUGUAUUGGAGAAGGAUAAGCAAACUAUCCUAAAGAACUUCAAAUAUUUAAAAGACGAAUUGGACAUGGACUCCGAAGUUCUUGAUUACUUCAUCGCAGAAGAGAUUUUUACACAAGAUCAAGUAGACUUGAUUAACGCCGAAUGUUCGAGGCGAAGAAAGGUAGACUGUUUUCUGCGAAUGUUGCUACGUUCCAAGAAUAAAGCAUAUGAGAAGUUUCUUGAGAUCUUGACGAGGACCAAAAAUGAUCAUAUUCGACAAAGUUUAGAAAAGGAAACUAAUGCAUCUGAUAUUGUUUCAGACACGCCAAAUAUGACAACCUUGACUACACAUGCAUUACUAAAGAAAUACAAGAAAACAAUUAUCAAUGAGUUAGAGCCGGAAAUGGUUCUUGAUCAUUUUAUUCAAGCUGAGGAGUUUACAAUAGAUGAAUAUGAAGCCAUUAUUUCAGAGAAAACAAGAAAAAGCAAAGUUGAACGAUUUACUAAAAUUUUGAUGAAUGACGCACAUCUGCCUCGGGGGUAUGUUAUAUUUUUAAACGCGCUGAAAAUCUCUGGCGAAGAUGGUUUACAUGAGCAGUUUAGAAGCUGUGACAAGAAAGAAGGGGAACUUGAUGCCAGUCCGUAUGAUGUAGACCAGUUUCCUGUUUGUAAUAUUCCCGAUGACGAUGACGAUUCAUUGACAGACGAUUCUGAUAUGCUGCUUGAAAUUAAGAUAAAGAUUAAAUCAAAAAAGAAAAGUAAAUCUAUCUUACAAAAGCUUACUGAUUAUCAAAUUCAGCGAGAGAUAAGCGACAGACUUUUCUCCGACACUGAUUGUUUAUUGCAUAGUUCUAGUGAAGGAAGUAUUGUCAUUAGAAUACAAGGAUGUAAAAAAGGCUCCAUUAAAGUAUUAAUGAAAAAUGGGAAGAAGGUCGCUGUAUCUAAGAUACUUGGUAUAGUUCUGUCGCAUCCUGCUGUUGUACAUCUUGCUGAUAGAAAGACAGUUGAAGUUCUUGAGGUCCACAUGGUCCCCUCUCCUCAACACGGACAACAAGAAGAAAAGUUUGACCCGAAAACAAUUAUAAGACGCAACAUUGCGUUCUUGACAGAAGAACUAGAUGCUAUAAAGUUCAUGGAUCUUGACAUAUUUACCGAUGUUGAAAAGAAAAGUAUCAACGAAAAUCGACUUUUGUCGCGUGCAAGUGGUACGAGAUGUAUGUUCGAUCUAGCUUUAGAUAAAUCAGACGAAGAUUUAGACGCACUUAUUGAUGAGAUAAAGAAAAGGAAAGAAUAUGUAUGGAAUCGCAUGUUCGUAACAGACGACACAAAAAAUCCAAAGGAUGCUUUGACCUCAAAUUAUGAAUUUCUUCUUGAAAAUGUAUGUCCUUCCGGUAUAAUUGUCCCAUGUUGUCAGAGCAAUUUACUUCGUGUUGAGAGAUUUACUACUGGAGGAACAAGGUCUCUGAUAACAAAAUAUAUUUUGCACGACAUAAUGAAAAAGAGUCAUCUGGAAAUUAAAAUCUUUUUUCAUAUACUUUCGACGUUUCAACCGGAAAUGAUCUUACCUGUGGGAGAUGUUUUGACUGAAGACAAAGUAAAAAGCAAAAAGUUAGAAGAUAUGUCUUCAUCAAUAAGAAUGAAACCAGUAACGAGUGUUAAGCCACAAGAAGAUAACAGAGAAAGUGGCUACUGGUCCCUGAACAGAACACCCGUCAUAAAAAGAAAGAAAAUUGUCGAAGAUAAUGGUUCUAGACACAACGCACAAACAACGACGAUUGGUCAAACUGAUAUGAAAGACGAGGAAGGCAUAGCUGGUUUACUUAAUUGAGGGCUGAUGACUUAAAAUAUUUUAAAGUCUUUCUUCCCAGGGAUCACUUUUUCCAGAUAUUGCGAUUGACAGUCGCUGUUUGAAAUAAUUACAUGUAGUGGUAAUCACAUAUAAACCCAUUAAGACGAGUUGAUGUAACCACGUUAAAUGUCAAGCAAUGUAUAUAAAUUGUAUGAUUUGGAGUGAAAAUAACAUUGUAAAGACAAAUAUGACAAAUGCUGUGUAAGCGUAAAAUGUCAUUUCAUAAACAAAAUGCAUUGAUCUAAGAGCUGUUGUAUAGAAAAUAAAUUGGAGGGCGACUUUAUGAAACAACUUUAAGUAAUUAUGCAAUUAAUGCAAAGCGAGUGUUUCUUGACACUUUCAUUCUGUUCCCAUUUUCAGUUACUGUUUACUAUUUAUUAGUCUUACAAUUGUACUUAAUAAAUGAAUUUCCAUACGUCUUAUUGGCGGUCUUUGAUAUCUGGUCAUACGCAUACUAGAUACACUUUUAGUUUUGUUGAAGUUGCUAAUUUUAUGCUUUUAAAUGAACUAUACCUGUGAUACCGAUAUUUAUGACAAACUACAAAAGUACUUUUACACUAUUUUAUUUUCUUUUUAAUUUAUUAAGAAAUGUGUAAGUGUAUGUAUUCAGUCAUUUGGACAAUAAAAUGACACACAUAAAACGACAUGAAAUUCCAAAUGAUAAAUUGUCCGAUCCAAGAGAAAAUGAACCUACUCGAUUUGAUUAUUUGUUAUAUUUUUCUGAUAUUUUUAAGGCAUUUUCAAAGCACCAAUUGUAAAGCUUUACAUUUGUCAUCGUAGGUUGUUUUGCAUUUUUCUUAAUGCAUCUUACUUUCCAUCAGUGUUUUAAAUCUUUUUGCUCAGUGUUACAGAAUACAAUAUAGAUCUAUGAUAUCUCAUCACGAUAAUUGUGUUAUAUAUUUAAUUCAUAUUAUUCGACUUACUCAGUGAUAGCUCAUCAUUUAAUUGCCGAGUAGUUUUCUCUGAAAGCUUAACAUAAACAUUUGAAAUGUUAAUUCUGUCUGUGAUAUCUUAGUCAGGUAAAUAGUUUUAGUUUUGGUUUUCUAUGUUAUCUUGAUAUUGAAUAUUAUGUUAUAUCUGUUGAUUUUGAUAUUUCAAAAUAAAAUCACUUGAUUUAUUUACAGUCUCUGAUGAACUUUUAGAACCAAGUUAACUCCAUUUUUUCUUUCCAAACACUGGAAGGACCCAUCAAUUCAUUCAGCCAGCAACUUUCUAAGUGCCAAAUCAGAAAAUGAAACAGGGUUCUAUCCAGGAAUUUCUGAAGGCAUGUUGCAAAAAUAUAUUUUAUAGGCACUUGCCUCCGACAGCUUAUAGGAAAGAGGAGAAUAUAUUUGCAAUAUCAGCUAAAAUAAGUAUCUGCCAGUUUUGCAUUUAUGUACUACAUGUACUACCUGACUUAUGCAUUAAACAAGAGGGCCAUGAUGGCCCUUAUAUCGCUCACUUGACUAUGAAGGCUCAAUCCCAUUAAAUUUGGGCUGUGUGACCUAGUGUGACCCGAGUUGACCCAUAUGCAAACUUGACCUAGAAAUCAUCAAAACAACCUUUCUGACCAAUUUCCAGGAUAACUCGACUUAAAUAGUAGCCCCUAGGGUGUU